AGAGCAGCAUGAGUCACUUUUCAAUUCAGCUUGUUGCAUUACUUUCACUCACGCUUUUGCUUCCGAAUACGCAUGGCUGGGGAGACGAUGGCCAUGUCAUUGUUUGCAAGAUCGCACAGGCUCGUCUGAGCAAAACUGCUGCAGAGGCUGUGCAAAAGCUGCUGCUAAAAUCUGCAGAAAAGGAGUUAUCGAGUAAGUGCUCGUGGGCAGAUCAUGUUCAUCAUAUCUAUCCCUGGUCCUCUGCUUUGCACUAUGCAAAUACUCCUGAUGCCGUUUGCAGUUACAAUAACAGCAGGGAUUGUAUAGAUUACAAGAAAGGAAUUAAAGGACGAUGUGUUGUGGCUGCCAUUAACAAUUACACAACGCAACUUCUCGAAUAUGGCAGUGAAACAAAAUCCAAAUAUAACCUCACACAAGCUCUUUUCUUCCUUUCACAUUUUGUCGGAGAUAUCCACCAGCCUCUACAUUGUGGUUUUCUCUCCGAUAGUGGAGGCAAUUCAAUUAAUGUUAAAUGGUACACAAGGAAGCAAAAUCUUCAUCAUGUUUGGGAUCAAACCAUACUUCAAACAGAAGUUGACAAAUUUUAUGACUCAGACAUGGGCGAGUUCGUCGACGCAAUUCAACAGAAUAUUACGAAAGUAUGGGCCAACGAAGUAGAAGAGUGGGAACACUGCGGUGACAAUGACCUUCCAUGCCCAGCUCAAUAUGCAUCUGAAAGUAGCAUAGAUGCUUGUAAAUGGGCAUAUAAAGAUGCGACGGAAGGUUCAGUGCUAAGUGAUGACUACUUCCUGUCACGUUCACAAAUAGUGAAUUUGCGGUUAGCUCAAGCAGGAGUUCGUUUGGCUGCUAUUCUUAAUCGUGUUUUUGACACAAAGCUUUCGUCGUCGAUGUAGUUGCGUCGACAAUUAGGUUAAUAAAGUGCCGUCUAAUUCCUGAGCUUAAUUUUAAGUGCACUAGUCUUUGUGAUCGUUGAGUUUACUGGUUUAUGUAACAUUGGACAAAAUGAAGUCUAGGAAACUUCAAGUUAUAAAGGCUUCAUCUAUUAAAUUGGAAUGUGUUUCGUUAUUAUA
Molecule: messenger RNA, 1070 nt
Organism: Vigna angularis (adzuki bean)
Lineage: Eukaryota; Viridiplantae; Streptophyta; Magnoliopsida; Fabales; Fabaceae
Product: endonuclease 2-like
Exons: 9
Coding region: 9-893 (294 amino acids)
Biological process (GO): DNA catabolic process
Molecular function (GO): nucleic acid binding; endonuclease activity
Source: RefSeq, a predicted model, not a curated record